AUGGAUUCAAAUCCAGUUAUUGUUCUGGUCCCGGGCGCCUUUCACCGCCCAUCGGUGUGGGGUGCCGUGGCGCAAUCCCUGGGCAAGGCCGGCUACACGGUCCUGAGCCCGGGCCUGACGGUUUGCGGCGACCUGUCGUCAAAAACACCAGGCGACUCGGCAUGGGCGGAUCUGGCCGACAAAGGCCCUCUGGACGAUGUUGCGGUGAUCCAUGAGGCGUUGAUCCCGUUCCUGGAUCAGGGCCGAGAAGCUGUCAUCGUCUCCCACAGCUACGGCAGCUUGCCGGCGACACUCGCAGUCGAGGGCCAGACGGUCGCUGAACGAGCCGCGAGAGGGCUACCGGGAGGCAUCAAAGGUUUUGUCACGAUUGCUGGGUUCGCAUAUCCGGUUAGGGGCAAGGGCAUCGCGGGAGAUGAGAGCGUGCCGCCCCUCAUGCCAUACCAUACCUUGGACAAUGGCAUCGUCCAUCUUGGCGAGACAGCCAAGCCCCUGUGGUACAGCGACCUCACUCAAGAGGCGCAAGACGCUGCGUGGGCCGACCUAUUCAAGUCGCAGUCUCGCAAGAGCUUUCUGCUGUUUCCGCAGUACAUAGCCUCAGACAUUAAGGUGCCCAAGACGUACGUGCUCACCGAGGAGGACAAGGCAGUGGAUCCGACAUGGCAGGCCAUGUUUGUCAAGAAUGGAGGCUUCGAUGCCGUGGUUAGGCUUAAGUCGGGUCACACGCCUCUGCUGAGCAUGCCGGACAAAGUGGUCGAGGUCAUUCUUGGUGUUGCGAGCGGGUAG
Molecule: messenger RNA, 783 nt
Organism: Purpureocillium lilacinum
Lineage: Eukaryota; Fungi; Ascomycota; Sordariomycetes; Hypocreales; Ophiocordycipitaceae
Source: RefSeq, a predicted model, not a curated record